Molecule: messenger RNA, 2929 nt
Organism: Coniophora puteana RWD-64-598 SS2
Lineage: Eukaryota; Fungi; Basidiomycota; Agaricomycetes; Boletales; Coniophoraceae
Exons: 4
Coding region: 26-2929 (967 amino acids)
Source: RefSeq, a predicted model, not a curated record
UGGGAUCGCAUUAUACCCUGUCCUAAUGGCAACCUCAGGUUCGAGCCAGCUACCUUUGCGUGUACUAUACACUGUUAAUCAUUCUCCUCAAUACAUUCUCGCAAAACUUCCGCAACCAGUCGCUGUUAGCUUGUGUGGACCCAAUGACUCUUACGGGACGGUCACUCUCAGAACAUGCCUCAAUGCCGUAUUCAACUCGAGCCCAGAACUCAUGCCCAACGCGUCCCGAGAUUUCUCAGUCUACGUCCUUGACCCCCUCGAAUCACAUUCUGCUCCACCAGUCGAUAUGGCUGCCCAUGGGAGCCCAGCCCAACAGCAGCCUACCCAACCACGAGGUGUAGCAGUAGCUCUCGGACUAGUUUCGUGGACCGUAGCAUCAAUCGGUGAACCUCCUGUCAUGGUGACAGGCUCUGUCGUCAAAGGAGCUGGGACAGGUGUCGACUCGUUAGAAGUCGUCUUAGCUCUGAAAGAGACGAAUCCCGUUCAAGCAGGCUCGUUUCAGUGGCUCAUGGGCCCACCUGCGGCACCGACUCCGACCUCUUAUAAACCUCAAUACCCGACGGCUUCAGCUUCAUCCAAGGCGCCACAGAUUGAUUCCCAAAACCUAUCCGCCUCUCAGGAGCCCACACGAACCAAGUCUACAGAUUUUCCCGAAGUUUAUAUUGGACCACCAAAGCGACCCCGAGGACGUCCCGAACGACCGAAGAAAGCUCCCAAACCUAAACCUCCCACUCGUCCUGGCAAUUCUCCAUUCAUAUGCGCACCGCUCUCUAGAAGCGAGGCCUCCCAAACUUCCAAACCCAGCCCCGCCGACGCAACGCAUUCUUCUGCUAUUCAGACUCUCCUUUCAGUAUUGUCCAGAGGGACGGAUAAUGCAGCACUGCUCUCUGCCAUCUCAUUCCUUGACUCCGGGGGGCAGCUGAAUGCAGCUUCACAGCCGAAUGCUGCACUUAUCGAUGCCCUACGAGGAGCGAUAUCGUCUGGAGCUUCAACUGAACAAGUAUCCUCAAGUGGAGCUCGCACGCCUCAAGAAGACGAAGUUGUGGUACUAGAUAAAGAGAACAUCAACCCGGAUGCGUUCCGUCGUAAAAACAGUCGCGAGGAUGGCGAUCCAACACCACCGUCAAGCCAGGAACCCGAGGAACAGUCUCGUAGGCUGUCUUUAGCCAAAGGUCGAAAGGAAUCUCAAGGCUCGGCUGAGCCUUCUCGCAAACGUACGCUCAGUGAUUUCAUGCGCGAGCAAGAACUCGAGGUAGAACGAAAGCGCGCUCAAAAGGGACCGUUAAAGAGACAGUCUCAAGAUUCAUUAUCUCGGCAUGCACGGCCGCUGCCAGUCGUGCACAACUACUAUCAACGGCAGGUCUACCAGAUGACCUCUGUCUCUCUUCCCAUGUCUGAUGACACUGUCGUGGAACGGCUGGCAACCCCAUCCUCCCGUACUGCUUGUGCAUCGUCUCCGCCGAGAAAGCUUCAUCGGACCAUGCCGACAGGUUCAGGGGUUUUGACUACGAAUAUGUCCGACUCGGACGCAUCAGCUCGGCCGUCGGGCUCCCAUCCUAAGAAACCAUACAUUGUUCCUGAAUGGGCGCGGACAACCACGGCAACUCAACCAAGACUAUCCCAGGAGGCUGAGCAGAGACUCGCCCUACAAGAAGAAGAACGCAAAAACUGUCGUAAACUCUCACUGAAGCAAAAACGCGACAAUCAGAAGCCCCAGCCAAAUAUGCGGCCGCCUUCGUCCAGCCAGAACGAGUUACCGUCAAGCCAGAUGUCUGAGGACACGUCAGAUACAGAGUCGUGCACAAACCCCCUUGCGAGCCUGCCAAUCUUUGCGUCUGAGAGUACUUCCCCCGUACGCCGCACAUCGUCCAGCUUCCCGAUUGUACCUUGCACGCCUCCACCGCGACCUCGAAUUCACAGAUCCCCGUUCAAACCGUCCGCCGUCAGCCCGUCUCCGCUCUUUAGCCCUACCCCGCAUUCCCUCAAUCGUACACCACAUGCCCGGACACCAAGAGGCGUUGCGGCAUCUCCGCUUUUUUCUCCUCGCUACCGCCGAACGAACGCUAAGACAUCUCCACAGAGCUUGUGCAAGCACCCUCGUUCUAUCAGGCGUGUGAGUGGACCGGUAGAAAAGACCAUCGACAGGGAAGAGCAAAAUCGUUUGAGCAAAGAUCUCGAUGAUGCACUCGAGCACUUGACUACGCCGGUCAAGUCUACUCCAGUAAGGAGACUCGGCAGAGGAUCCCCACAGAGCAUGGUCAAGCUCUCUCGUUCUGUUAGGCGUGUGAGUGGACCAGUAGAGCACCCUAUCGACAAGGAAGAACAGGAUCGCCUGAGCAAAGACCUCGACCAUGCACUCGAAAACCUGAUUACACCAGUCAGGUCAACUCCAGUAAGGAGAACUUUUACUCGACCUCUCCCUCCUCGACCGGAAAGCCCGAGUCCCUCCCCGGCCCCCAACGACCGAUGCCCCUCAAGUCCUCUCCCUCCAUCCUCGCCCCUUCCUCCAACCAGCCCCUCGUUGAUGCCUUCAGACGACGGACUCGACGACAUACCCAUGUCCGACAACUACGCCUCAGACUCUGACGGCGCCCUAGGCGACAUGAGCGACAUCCCUCCAUCGACUGCCUCCGACUGGCUUUCCUCAUCCGAAGGCCUGCUCUCCGACGACGAACUGACAGCGCAAUACCCCGACCUCGACGACAUAUUCAAGGCUUUCACCAAUUUCCCCUCGUCGGACUCACUUGCCAGCGACGCGACCCUACAGGGUGCAAUCGGCGAGGACGUUUGGCAGAGUAUCCAAGCUUCGAUUGACGCCGCCACAACAGAUGCAUCCGGAGACGAGGGCGCUGGCCUGGCAGCUGAAGGCAUCGACCAUGAGAAGCUGGCAGGGGAGAUACAGUCUAUACUCAACAACUGUAUAACGUGA